Molecule: messenger RNA, 561 nt
Organism: Folsomia candida
Lineage: Eukaryota; Metazoa; Arthropoda; Collembola; Entomobryomorpha; Isotomidae
Exons: 2
Coding region: 35-433 (132 amino acids)
Source: RefSeq, a predicted model, not a curated record
UGGUGGUGGGUACGACUUCCAGCUUCAUAAAGACAUGGACGAUCUCCUCCGGAUAAAACUGCGGUCACGAUUCUCCAGACGUCGAACACACACAGUUUGGAUUUUUUUCACUCCUUGGGGACAUGGGUUUGAGUCGAUUCGAGGAUGGUACUGCCUUUGCAAGAGUGGAUCCCGAACUUUAGGUUGCUGCGGUCAUGUUGCGGCGGUUCUCCGGUACUUAUCCUACGAUAGAUUCCUUCCAAUCAGAAGUCGUCGGAAGUUGGAUUCCGAAGGUUACUUGGAUACAACUCCCAAUCAAGAAGUUCCAUCUUCCUCUCAACCUGGACCAUCUCAUGGAGUAUCUUUGGUCGCAGAUGUCGUCGAAUUGCUGGAAGGUGCCGAUGUUAACGCCGCGGAGUCUUCUGAUGAUGAGGAAUUUUCUGAUGAGGAUUAGUUGAAGAGUCGGCAUAUUUUUGAGUUGAUUAUUCUACAGUUUAUAGUUUUUUUCGGCUUGUAAGCCUGUCCUCUGUAUAUUUAUUUUGUAUUGUUUCAUGCACGUUCUUGUGUAAAAUGCUUGUGAUU